Molecule: messenger RNA, 600 nt
Organism: Fusarium mangiferae
Lineage: Eukaryota; Fungi; Ascomycota; Sordariomycetes; Hypocreales; Nectriaceae
Exons: 5
Coding region: 1-600 (199 amino acids)
Cellular component (GO): mitochondrion
Source: RefSeq, a predicted model, not a curated record
AUGGCCCGAACGCGCCUCUUCAACGAGCAUCACAUCACGUCACAGAGCAAUUGGUCGCCGCGACACUGUCACUCGGCCGAGAUGCUCCCUCAACGAAUUGUGCGGGCCUCGGCCCUGCGCAGCACCAUGACGGCUGCUCGACGACUUCCCACGAUCCAACGCCGAACCUUCCUCCCCGAUCAGUACACGGACAAGAAGGUCAUUGACCAGAAGUACCCCGACCCUCCCAGCUUGAGCGAGGCCGAGGACCCCGGAAUGAACGGCGGCUACAUCAACCCUCCCCGAAUCAAGCGACAGUUCCGUGACCCUCAUGCGGGCUGGUGGGAUCCUCAGGAGCGACGAAACUUUGGUGAACCCAUUCACGAGGAUAACGAUGUUCUUGGAAUCUUUUCUCCCUGGGAGUACACCUGGACUACCGCUGGUCCUGGUGCUGUCAUGGUCGGAACUUUUAUCGCCGUUUUCCUGAGCGUUACCGGAGUUGUCUACCUCAACUAUCCCGAUCGACCUGCUUAUCCCCGAGAGUUUGAAGGUGGUCUGGAACGAGAGCUUGGUGGCCCUGGAGCUACAAGGGCUCGCAUGGAGGGUGAUGAGGAACCUUGA